AUUCAUUUCCGGUUACGCGACGCGACACGUGCUAGCGGAGUGCUACUUAUAAAAUAAAUAGUGGUUUAUUGUGAUUAGAGUGACUAAAUACAAUAAUAUUUGAAGUGAAUCGAAAGUAGGUACUACUUGUAAUAAGUGUUUCAGUAUUUCCACAUAAAUGGUGGGGUCAAGAGUUUACGUCGGCGGUCUGCCGUUCGGUGUCAGGGACAGAGACUUGGAGAAGUUUUUCAAGGGAUUUGGGAGGAUCAGGGACAUACUUAUCAAAAAUGGAUAUGGUUUUGUGGAAUUUGAAGAUUACAGAGAUGCAGAUGAUGCAGUCUAUGAACUCAAUGGCAAGGAUUUACUAGGAGAAAGGGUGACGGUGGAGCGUGCGCGAGGCAUGCCGCGCGGCUCGGACCGCUGGCGCAGUCGCGACCAGCCGCCCGCGCCAGCGCCGGCGCCGCGCCCCCGUCCGCCGCCCAACCAACCCAAGCGCCGGGACGCGUCUGUAUUACACGCACGAAAGAACCAAGAUGACAAUUACAGAUAUGGGCCGCCAACGAGGACGGAGUACCGGCUUGUCGUCGAAAAUCUGUCUAGCCGCAUUAGCUGGCAGGACCUGAAGGAUUACAUGCGUCAAGCUGGAGAAGUUACUUACGCUGACGCGCACAAGCAACACAGAAAUGAGGGCGUGGUGGAGUUCGCAACGCAUUCUGAUAUGCGCGCCGCCAUCGAGAAGCUGGACAACACUGAGUUGAAUGGGCGCCGCAUCCGGCUGGUGGAGGACCGGCGUUCUUCGCGACGCCGCACGCGCUCGUCUUCGAGCCGCAGUCGCAGCCGCUCGCGCGCGCGCCGCAGCCGAAGCCGCUCCAGGGCCGGCCGCAGCCGUUCGCGCUCCAAGUCCAAGGGCAAGAGCAAGAGCCCUGCUGCAAAGUCCCGUUCUAGAUCCCGUUCCAAGGAUCGCAGCCGCUCGAAGUCGCGCUCGGGCUCGCCGCGCCGCGCCGACCGCCGCUCCGGCUCGCAGGGCUCCGACCGCAAGUCCGAGGACCGCAACGGACACCGCUCCAAAUCCAGAUCGCCCGCCAAAUCCAAGGAAAGAUCUCGAUCCCGCAGCAAGGAGGCGGGUUCUCCCAAGCGCGAAGAGCGCGAGGAGCGUCGCGUAAGCAAGUCUCGCUCGCGGUCCCGUUCUCGCUCUCGCUCAGGGUCGCGCGGCCGGUCCCGCUCUCCGUCUCGCUCCCGCUCACGCUCGCGGUCGCCGCGCCAAAACGGCGACGCGCCCGACGACCGAUCUCCGCGCUCCGGCGAUUAGACAUACACAUAUUGCAAGAUCGUCUUUAGUGCUAUACUGACUUGAUUAUGUUGUGUUAUUAAGGUUUGAAAUACCUAAACCACAUACAUAUAUGGCUUUUCUUUUGCCGGAAGCGAUAGCGUUAAUAGCCCUAUAUAUAAUUCAUCCUUUUGCUGUUACUUAUUUGAUUGAUCAGUUGGAUGUUCAACCGUCUAGGGCUGUAAGCUUUUAUGUUUAACCUAAGUGUAAAGCAUUUUUGACCCAGGUUUAAUUAAGGCAGGUUCAGUAUAGCAUUUUAGAUACUAAUUUUAAGCCAUUUUAUAGUUUGUAAUUUCAUUCUCCCAAUUCCUAUUCCUUUCCUAUUCAGUAGAGCCAAAGUAAGACGGUUCACACAUGGCAUUGUAUUGCCAAGUUCUUUUUCAGUAAUCAUCAUAAAAAUUGUUGCUUGUUAGAAACUAUUGCCAUAUUGAACCCCUUUUACUUCGCGGUUGGAUAGAUAGCUUUCGUUCAAGUGUAAAGGUAGGGAAAAUUGUUUACCAAAUAUAUAAAACACAAAUGUUAUUUUACUCCUGCUCGUCAUCUCAUGCACAUUAACUUAAACUUUUAAUUAAACCAUUCUGAUAAUAUUGUCUUCGGUUACCGCGAUAGUUACUCAUGAAAUAAAACUAUGAAAAACGGAUUAUAUCGCGUAUAUUGAGUUUAUAAUACAUCCCGACGUUUCGAACCCUUUACAGCGUUCGUGGUCAACGGGUGACCCCCGACGGUCGACGGUGACGGGAAUUCAAUAUACGCGAUAUAAUCCGUUUUCAUAGUUUUAUUUCAUGACUAUUCUGAUAUUUAGUUUAUACUUUUUGGGCUAGUGAACAAUUGAAUUCAUAAUUUGGCGUUAUUUGACGAGACAGAAAAGUGACUAUCAAUUUAUUUCUGUGAAAAUGAAUUAGCACUACACUUUCGUGCAUUACAUUUAAAAACGUACAAUAAUUUUAUUUUUAAAUAAGUAUUGUGUAGGGGAAUUUUAAUUCUAAUUUGUAACAGGUUUUGACACGGCUUCAAAGUACAUUGUUACCUGACCGACAGGUAGACAAUCAAAGGCAAUCCUAUUCGAUAGUAUUUUGUAAAUAUCUAAUUUUAUUACUAAGAUUCCACCGUACGUUUUUAUGCACCUAUCUGUUUCGAUCUUAUUUAUAUUUGUGUAUAAGUUGAUGUGGAAACGUGACUUAAAAUUGCUGCAGGUCUUCCUGCGUUUUUUUGUCAAAUCUGUCUACGUCGUCCUAGCUAGAAAGGAACAAAUAGGUUCAAAAUUUGUGGGAUCUCGGACUAUUAAGAAUAAAUAUUACGAUACGAG
This is a messenger RNA of Cydia strobilella, 2612 nucleotides long. RefSeq names its product serine-arginine protein 55 (gene B52). The coding region runs from base 158 to 1288 and encodes 376 amino acids. Gene Ontology annotation, cellular component: nucleus; cytoplasm. The record is from RefSeq and is a predicted model, not a curated record. The transcript is spliced from 10 exons. NCBI's taxonomy places the organism in Eukaryota, Metazoa, Arthropoda, Insecta, Lepidoptera, Tortricidae. Gene Ontology annotation, molecular function: mRNA binding.